AUGAAGUGGAAAUAUGCUCCAAUGUACUUUGCAAGAUUGGUAUUGCUCUUGGCUCCAUUCUUGAUAAUGAAUCCUAUUGAUUAUUUAAUGCAUUUGGUAAUGUGUAGACUUGUCAUGACUGUAAUCUUUAUGGUGUUUACAACAUUAGCUCAUGAAGAAGGAUGGUUCGAUUCAAUGGUUGACAAGUUUUAUCCUUUCCAAAAAUAUGUGGAUAUUAAUCUUGUUCUUGAAAUUUUGAUUGGAUAUCACGUUCAUCAUGUUAACGAGCAUGACAAUCAUCAUAUUUUCCCAAAGAGAGAUGUCAGCAUGUUGGAACAAAUUAGUGUCCCAAGAAGAAUGGUCAACUUGUUUGCAAAUUGUUUCUCCAAGUUUGUCAAUUAUUCAUUCUCCUAA
Messenger RNA from Naegleria gruberi, 393 nucleotides. RefSeq lists its product as uncharacterized. Bases 1 to 393 code for a protein of 130 amino acids. NCBI's taxonomy places the organism in Eukaryota, Heterolobosea, Eutetramitea, Acrasida, Naegleriidae. The transcript has a single exon. The record is from RefSeq and is a predicted model, not a curated record.